Gossypium raimondii (Peruvian cotton) is the source of this 1916-nucleotide messenger RNA. RefSeq lists its product as uncharacterized. Lineage: Eukaryota; Viridiplantae; Streptophyta; Magnoliopsida; Malvales; Malvaceae. Gene Ontology annotation, cellular component: nucleus. The transcript has 9 exons. The record is from RefSeq and is a predicted model, not a curated record. The coding region runs from base 82 to 1599 and encodes 505 amino acids.
UCCCCGUUGCUUAAGGUUUUAGCACACUUUGUUUCUCUCUCUAAACCAGUAACAGUGAAACCUUCUCCUGAGUCCCGACAAAUGGCAGAGGAGGCGCACGGUAACCCCGCCGCCGAAAAAGAAGCCAAGGGAGCGGCGGCGGAGAUGGACGAUAUCGAGUCACGAAUUACCACCGCCAUGCGCUCUCGCGUUGGCCACUUCAAGGAACAAUCCGACUCAUUGACUUUCGAGGGAGUUCGGAGAUUGUUAGAGAAAGACUUGGGGCUAGAAACGUUUGCACUGGAUGUUCACAAGAGAUUUGUCAAGCAAUGCCUGUUAAAGUGGUUAGAUGAUGGCAAUGACAAUGAAGGCUCUAGUGGAACGGUGGAGAAAAAUGUAAGUACAACCACUGAAGGAACAGAAUCUCCCAAAGGAAGACAACCUAAGAAAGAAAUAAAGGAACCUUGCUCUGAAGAUGAGAAAUUAGAAGAAUCUCCAGUUUUGGGCCUUCUGUCUGAAAAUAAAACUGUGAAAAAUGAUAAUAAAGAAAAUAAAGAAGUUUCUGAGAGUAAGAUAAAGAAAGCUAUCAGAAAUAGAGCUUCAUAUGUGAAAGCUAAUUCGGAAAAAGUCACAAUGGCUGGACUCCGUCGUCUUUUGGAGGAAGAUCUUAAACUUGAUAAAUAUACACUUGAUCCAUACAAGAAGUUUAUCGCUGAACAAUUAGACGAGCUAUUGAAGUCUGCUGAAGUUUCUGCACCUGCAAGUGAGGUUAAGAAAAAAAACCUCAAGAAAAAUUCUCAGAGCAAAACUUCUGAAAAGGUUAGCAAGAAAGUAAUUUCUGCUUCAUCAGGAAGCGAGAAUGAUGAAGAGGGAGAUGAAGAAGAAGAAGAAGAUGAUGAUGAAGGAGAAGAAGAGGAAGAAGAAGAAGAAGUGAAGCCCAAAAAGAAGAUCACUCCUAAAGGGAAGAUUAAGAACUCUGAAGGGCUUAAAAAACGGAAAAUACCUAAGAAGGAGGCAGAGAUGCCUAGCAAGAAGAGAAGCAAGCAUGCAGAAAGAAAUUCAGAUGAUAAUAGCAAUGAAGAAGACAGUGGGAGUGUCUCUGAUGAUGGUCGCUCUCAAUCUUCUUCUGCAAAGGCGGUGAAGAGAAAAGAAACUUCUGCUCCAGUAUAUGGGAAACGUGUGGAACAUCUAAAGUCGGUUAUCAAGUCAUGUGGGAUGAGUGUUCCUCCCUCGAUCUACAAGAGGGUCAAACAGGUCCCUGAGAAUAAACGUGAAGCCCAAUUAAUUAAGGAACUAGAGGAGGUUCUUUCCAAAGAAGGAUUAUCUGCAAAGCCUUCAGAAAAAGAAAUCAAGGACGUGAGGAAGAGAAAAGAAAGAGCGAGAGAGUUAGAAGGGAUUGACAUGAGUAAUAUUGUGUCAAGUUCACGUAGAAGGUCUACAACCAGUUUUGUUCCUCCACCAAAGCCUAAAAUACCAGAUAUGAGUGAUGAUGAUGAAAGUGAAGAAAGUGAUGAGGAUGAUGGUGAUGAUGAUGAAGAUAAUGAUGAUGCAGAAGCUGGUGAUGAUGGCAACAGCCAAAGUGAAGAAUCAGAAGAAGAAGAAGAUGGUGACAGCGAUUGAAUCUUGGACGAGUUUAAACUUGCAAGGCAGUGGCUUGCUCAUGGGCUGUUAGAUUAUGAUGCUAUAUUAUGUAUCUGAGUUUAGUUUUCUACUGAUAUUUUGUAGUGUACUUGGUGUGUUGUUUAGUCCUUGAUAGAAAAACAUUGCUUCAAUAUUUUUUAUUAGGAUGUCCUAUAUUGUUGAUUAAUGCAGUGACUUAGGUUAUUUUUCCGGAAGAACCUACCUUGCAAGCCCUAAAUAUUGACAAUAACCGAAUUUAAGGGCUUCAUGAUAAACCUUACAAAGUUAAAUCAUAGCCCUUUCGAGUUGGAAUUCAA